UUGGUUUCUCUUCAAUUAUAGUGGGAAAAUGAAUAGACAAAAAUCAUUAGAAAAUUAGAAACGUAAAGAAGAAAAAGCUCAAAAGAAAAAAAAAAGUCGGCUAGGCUUUCCUUCCCCCGCGUUUGCGCAUCUCUCUCUCCGUCUUCUUCAUCUUCAAGCAAAAACAAAACACUCUCCUCUCUCCUUCACCACUCACUCUUCUCUCUCUCAACUCUAAUCAAACCCUCUCUCUCAGCUUAAACACGUUUUUGGGGAAAAACGGAACUAAAAAGCUCUGAAGCUUGAUAGUUUGAAGAAGAGAACAAGUAUGCACAGGUGGAUCUGUUGUGGGCGUAGUUCAGGAGAUUCAGAUGUAUCGAAUGAUGAGCAACAUCUGAAAACUCAGUGGCAGCAAUCUGAUGCAGCACAUAAUAAGCCGAAACCACAAGCUGUUGCGAAGCCUGAGGCGCCAAAGGAAGCUCUUCCCAUUGAAGUUCCUCCCUUGUCUGUGGAAGAGGUUAAAGAAAAGACUGACAAUUUUGGAUCAAAGUCACUGAUUGGCGAGGGAUCUUAUGGAAGGGUAUAUUAUGCAACUCUAAGUGAUGGUAAAGCAGUUGCUUUGAAGAAACUCGAUGUUGCCCCUGAAGCUGAAACAAACUCCGAGUUCUUGAGUCAGGUUUCCAUGGUUUCAAGAUUGAAGCAUGAGAAUUUCAUUCAGCUGGUUGGUUAUUGUGUUGAUGAGAACCUCCGUGUUCUUGCUUAUGAGUUUGCAACAAUGGGAUCACUGCACGACGUUCUACAUGGUAGGAAGGGAGUUCAAGGUGCACAGCCAGGUCCAACACUUGACUGGAUAACGAGGGUGAAGAUAGCCGUUGAGGCAGCUAGGGGUUUAGAAUACCUUCAUGAGAAGGUUCAGCCUCCUGUAAUACAUAGAGACGUGAGAUCUAGCAAUGUGCUUCUCUUUGAAGACUAUCAAGCAAAAGUUGCUGAUUUCAAUCUCUCAAAUCAAGCUCCUGACAAUGCUGCUCGUCUUCACUCUACAAGAGUCUUGGGCACCUUUGGCUAUCACGCUCCAGAAUAUGCUAUGACUGGACAGUUGACACAGAAGAGUGAUGUCUAUAGCUUUGGGGUUGUACUCCUUGAGCUUUUGACAGGGAGGAAACCUGUGGAUCAUACAAUGCCACGUGGCCAACAAAGUCUUGUAACCUGGGCUACACCGAGGCUUAGUGAAGACAAAGUGAAACAGUGUGUUGAUCCAAAGCUAAAAGGAGAAUAUCCUCCUAAAUCAGUAGCUAAGCUAGCAGCGGUAGCAGCAUUGUGUGUGCAAUACGAAUCAGAGUUUAGACCGAAUAUGAGUAUAGUUGUGAAAGCUUUGCAGCCACUUCUCAAAACUCCAGCACCAGUACCAGUAACAGAGUCCUGAGUUUGUGCAACAGAGUUGGAUUCUUUGUAUCAUACAAAGUUAGAAUCUUUCUCUUUGAUUUGGGGAAGAAAAAAAACAAAAAGUAUAAUAAUAAGAUCAUAUUUAUUGGAGGGGAUGGAAUUAUUAGUUUGCAUUUUGUUGUGAAAACAGACAGGCUUUCUAUGUUGCAUGUGUCAUGUCUGGAUUGGAAACAUGCUUUUUUGGCUUUGCAUGUAUUGCAUCUGCUGUUCUUUGAUUUUUUUCUAUAUAGAUAAUUGAAUCAUUUGAAUAUUUGGUCACCAU
Molecule: messenger RNA, 1684 nt
Organism: Eruca vesicaria subsp. sativa (arugula)
Lineage: Eukaryota; Viridiplantae; Streptophyta; Magnoliopsida; Brassicales; Brassicaceae
Source: the annotation of a GenBank genome assembly